AAGUACAAAAAAUUUAAGAAAAAUGUAUUUGUUUUCAUACGUGUUUUUGCUGUUUCACAGUUCAAAGCACUUAUUCAUUGUGUUUUUUAUAGUGUAAGAUGCAUCUGAUCAUUCUUUAUGGAAAUACAGCUGGAAAUAACAGUAAACAUGAAGAAAUUUGUCCUUAAUGUUCUUAGAUGCAUGCAGUUUUGAAAUGUAUAUUAAGUUGUUCCCCCCUAGUUAAAAAUUCAUUGGAAAGAAUCACAUUGUGUCAUUUUUGGCUAUCUUGCUACAAUAAAUUAAAUAAUGCUACACAUUUAGUGUUUUUAUAUUUUUUCAGACGGUUUUGCACAAUUAAUUUGCUAACGUGUAAACAGAUUAAAUAUUGUUUAUUUAUCCUUAGUUCAGCAAAAAAGUAGAAAAUGAAAUGUUUUGUUCUUGUGCAGUAUUUCUCUCUGCAGACUCUGACCUGACUGAAAAGCAUGACGCGAGCUGUGAAGCUUUUCUUCCUGUUCUGUCUCCUCCAAGGGGUCUGGUGCCAGCAGUGGGCGGUGGUCAUGCCCGAGACGGUGGAGGGCCUCGGCGGCUCCUGCGUGGUCGUCCCCUGCAGCUUCAGCAUCCCCCCCGAGUGGGAGGACGACCUGGACCAGUCGUGUAAAGCCAUCUGGAAAAGGGGGAGCUGGAGCCGCACGCAGGUGUUCGAUUCCAGCCUGACCGGAGCGAGCGCGAACCUGAAUAUCCUGCAGGGAGAGCUGAUCGGCAGCCUGCGGCAGAAGGACUGCUCCACCGUCUUCAACAACCUGCCGUCCAACCACUACGAUAACUACUACUUCAGACUGCAGUGUGACAACUCCCUCAAGUUCAAUUUUCAGAAAAGUGUCCAGAUCACCACUCAGAACUCGCUUCCCAGACCGACUGUAACUCCGUCCAGGCUGGAGGUAGAAGAAGGAGCGCAGGUGACGGUGACCUGCUCGGCCGUGACUCCCUGUCCCGCCCUCCCUCCGGUUCUUAUCUGGAACCCCAGUUUGGGCGUUACUGAGGAAACUAAUGGAGCAAAAACUGUGACCUCUGUCCUGAACUUCACCGCUUCAUCCCUCCACGACGGACAGAAGCUCUCCUGCAGCGCCCUGUACACCCGGCAGGCCGGCAACACUCAGCUCCUGUAUGAAAGAGCUCUGACUCUGCAGGUCUUCUAUCCUCCAGAUAACACGUCAGUCAGUCACUCUGGGCCGGUGACAGAGGGCAGCUCGGUGACCCUGAGCUGUAGCGCUGAGGCAAACCCUGCAGUGGACAGCUACAGCUGGUACAACCCGGAUGGAGAGCAGGUGGGAACUAAGAAGAAGCUUUCGAUCACAGUUUCAGAAGCGGACAGCCAGUUUUACUGCAAAGCCAGCAACAAAUAUGGCGCCCAGAACUCCUCCAUCACUCAGAUAGAAGUGCAGUUCCCUCCAAAGGAAACUACCGUCGUCCUGGACCACGCUGGUCCAGUUGUGGAGGGCAGCUCAGUUUCUCUGCUCUGCAGGAGCCGAUCCAACCCGCCGGUCACCAACUACACCUGGUUCAGAGGCGAGGAGGAGGACAAAGAGCCCGGAUCGGUCCUGGUUCUGACCGGUGUUGACGCCAGCCACAGUGGAGACUACCGCUGCACGGCCAAAAACCAGCUGGGAGAGGAAACGUCAGCGCCGGUUCGUCUGGACGUCCAGUAUCCUCCUAAAAACACCGCAGUGUCUGCAGCGCCCUCCGGUCCAGUGGAGGACGGCCACUCUCUGACCCUGACCUGCUCAAACUCCGCCAAUCCGGCGGCGGACAGUUUCACCUGGUUCCGGGUGGCGGGCCAUGAGAAGGAGGCGGUGGGCUCUGAGCGAGACUUCACCUUCAACGUGAGCAGACUGUCAGAGGACGGGUUUUACUGCGAAGCCCUGAACGUCCAUGGGGCUGAAGUCUCCCAGACCGUCAGCGUUGAUGUUAUAUUCGCUCCGGAGAUCCUGCCUUCCUCCCGCUGUGUCAGGAUUUUAUCCCAGAUCCGCUGCUCCUGCGACAGCCACGCAAACCCGCCUCCCUCUUUAGAGUGGGAACUGGCCGGAGAAGCCGUCAAUCACUCUGCCGACAUCCCGAUCAAGCAGGUGUCUCUGGGCGGCGCCGCCCUGAGGAGCCUGAUCACCCUGUACCGCGUGGACGAAGACGCGCCCUCGCUGGUCUGCCUCAGCUCCAACGCUCUGGGCUCCGACAGCCUGGCCUUCAACGUGUCGGCCAGCGAGACUCAGCUCGGCAUCCAUACCUUUUCCCUGCUGGUGGGCUCUGCGGUGGGGGCAGUGGGGAUGCUGGUGGUGUGCGUCCCCCUGCUCAUAUUCUUUUGCAGGAAAAAGAGAGGCAGCUUCUCACCUGACAAAGGAGUGGCGGACCCUUCAGGAUUAGUAGCUGCCAACGAGAUCAGCUCUUCACUGGUUUAUACCGAUAAAGCCAUUGUGGUGGAGACGGGUGCAUAA
This is a messenger RNA of Salarias fasciatus (jewelled blenny), 2465 nucleotides long. Its product is annotated as myelin-associated glycoprotein-like. Lineage: Eukaryota; Metazoa; Chordata; Actinopteri; Blenniiformes; Blenniidae. The record is from RefSeq and is a predicted model, not a curated record. The transcript is spliced from 10 exons. Bases 462 to 2465 code for a protein of 667 amino acids.